UCACACCCCCUGCCCCCUCAUGCCAAUCCGCUCCCCCCGCCCCUACCCUCCGCGUGCCCGCUCCCUCGCCGCCUUCUUUUUGACCCUCCCUGCCCCCCUCGGCCGUUACCCACCGCUCGCCAUUCGCUCCUCCCCGCCCCGUGCCCUCCCCUCGUUUACCUUCGCCUCCCCCCUCCCCUCCUCUGCUGCACGCCUCUUCCUUCCCCUCGCUAACCCACUCCACUCCCUGCCCCUCCUCAUCCGCACCCUGCCCCUCGUUUCUCGCCCCCCUACGCUUGCUUCUCCCCUCCCUGCCUCUCCCUCCUCCCCGCCCUGCCCCUCAUUUUCCGCCCCCCCACGCCCGGUUAUUCUCCCCUCCCUGCACCUCCCUUUCUUUCUCCGUGCCUCUCCUUUGCUCCCUCCCUGCCCCCGCCUGCCCAUGCCCCUGUCUUGGUUUCUCCCCUCCCUGCCCCACGUUUCUUCCCUCCCUGAGAUCACCUUGUACCCCCUCUGCCCCUCCCUUGUUCUCCCCGCACCCAUUGCUUCUCCCCUCCCUGCCCUUGAUUUCCCGCACCCCUGCCCUUGUUUCCUACCAUCCAUGCCCCUCGUUUCCCCUCUUUGUACGUUCACCCUCUUCCCUCCCUGCCCCUCCCUUCCUCCCCCCCUGCCCUUUGCUUUCCCCUCGUUACGCUCCCUUCUCCCCAUCCCUGCUGCCCUCUUACCACCAUCAGCCCGUCCCCCACCACCAGCCCCCCUCCCACCCUUCUCCCCCCCCCCCCUCUCCCUCUCUCUCUCUCUCUCUCUCUUUCUCUCGCACACACACACACACACACACUCCCCUCCCCCACCCCCCACCCACAUCCUCCCGUUCUGCCCCUCCCUGCCCCUGUUCCACCCCCUCGCACGCCCCUCACCUCUCACCUCCGUUCAACUGGAUUCCCCCCCUCUGGUGCAAUCCCUUGCAUCGCUCGCCCCUCUGCUCACCCUCUGCCCGCCCCUUUUCCUUGCCCUCAGCUGGCCCAGCCCCUGCCCGUUGCUGCCCCUCCCCUUGCCCCCUCAACUCCCCUGCCCCCGUACACCCCACUCCCGUCCAACCGCCCCCACCCUCCCCCGGCUGCCCGUUUCCGCUCUCCACCCCCGCGACCGUGUGCGGCUUCCAACCGCCCAACGGUGUCACACCCCCCUGCCCCCUCAUGCCAUCCGCUCCCCCCGCCCCUACCCUCCGCGUGCCCGCUCCCUCGCCGCCUCUUUUGACCCUCCCUGCCCCCCUCGCCGUUACCCACCGCUCGCCAUUCGCUCCUCCCCCGCCCGUGCCCUCCCCUCGUUUACCUUCGCCUCCCCCCUCCCCUCCUCUGCUGCACGCCUCUUCCUUCCCCUCGCUAACCCACUCCACUCCCUGCCCCUCCUCAAUCCGCACCCUGCCCCUCGUUUCUCGCCCCCCCUACGCUUGGUUUCUCCCCUCCCUGCCCCUCGCCGCCUUUCUCCGCUCCCCACCUCCCCCCUCUCCCUGCCCCCCCACUCUCCUCCACUUGCCCUUGGCUUCCCACCUCCCUGCCCCACCUUUCCCCCCUCCGUGUGCUCAGCUUCUCCCCUCCCUGCCUCUCCCUCCUCCCCGCCCUGCCCCUCAUUUUCCGCCCCCCCACGCCCGGUUUCUCCCCUCCCUGCACCUCCCUUUCUUUCUCCGUGCCUCUCCUUUGCUCCCUCCCUGCCCCCGCCUGCCCAUGCCCCUGUCUUUGGUUUCUCCCCUCCCUGCCCCACGUUUCUUCCCUCCCUGAGAUCACCUUGUACCCCCUCUGCCCCUCCCUUGUUCUCCCCGCACCCAUUGCUUCUCCCCUCCCUGCCCUUGAUUUCCCGCACCCCUGCCCUUGUUUCCUACCAUCCAUGCCCCUCGUUUCCCCUCUUUGUACGUUCACCCUCUUCCCUCCCUGCCCCUCCCUUCCUCCCCCCCUGCCCUUUGCUUUCCCCUCGUUACGCUCCCUUCUCCCCAUCCCUGCUGCCCUCUUACCACCAUCAGCCCGUCCCCACCACCAGCCCCCCCUCCCACCCUUCUCCCCCCCCCCCUCUCCCUCUCUCUCUCUCUCUCUCUCUUUCUCUCGCACACACACACACACACACACUCCCCUCCCCCACCCCCCCACCCACAUCCUCCCGUUCUGCCCUCCCUGCCCCUGUUCCACCCCCUCGCACGCCCCUCACCUCUCACCUCCGUUCAACUGGAUUCCCCCCCUCUGGUGCAUCCCUUGCAUCGCUCGCCCCUCUGCUCACCCUCUGCCCGCCCCUUUUCCUUGCCCUCAGCUGGCCCAGCCCCUGCCCGUUGCUGCCCCUCCCCUUGCCCCCUCAACUCCCCUGCCCCCCGUACACCCCACUCCCGUCCAACCGCCCCCACCCUCCCCCGGCUGCCCGUUUCCGCUCUCCACCCCCGCGACCGUGUGCGGCUUCCAACCGCCCAACGGUGUCACACCCCCCUGCCCCCUCAUGCCAUCCGCUCCCCCCGCCCCUACCCUCCGCGUGCCCGCUCCCUCGCCGCCUCUUUGACCCUCCCUGCCCCCCUCGCCGUUACCCACCGCUCGCCAUUCGCUCCUCCCCGCCCGUGCCCUCCCCUCGUUUACCUUCGCCUCCCCCCUCCCCUCCUCUGCUGCACGCCUCUUCCUUCCCCUCGCUAACCCACUCCACUCCCUGCCCCUCCUCAAUCCGCACCCUGCCCCUCGUUUCUCGCCCCCCUAUGCUUGGUUUCUCCCCCCCUGCCCUUUGCUUUCCCCUCCCCCUGCCCGUUGCUGCCCCUCCCCUUGCCCCCUCAACUCCCCUGCCCCCCGUACACCCCACUCCCGUCCAACCGCCCCCACCCUCCCCCGGCUGCCCGUUUCCGCUCUCCACCCCCGCGACCGUGCCCUACCCCUACAGGCCAACCACCAAACUCACACCCCCCUCUCGUACCUGCCCCUCCACAGGGCCAUGGGAGCGAUCCAGCCCACCCACCCCCGGGCCGCCUCUCUCUUCCAAUAAACUCCCCCCCCAGGUGGCGGCAGCCGGGAUGGAGGCCGACGGGAUGAGGGAUGCGCCCAUGGCAGACGCCACCGACUCCCCCUCCCAUGCCUCCCACCCCAUCCAUGUCGACGCCCCCCUACCGCAACCCAUGGUGAUAGGGGAGGGCCAAGGGGGUUUUCUAGGGCAGGGUCCACACCCGAGCUCUGCUCAGCCAGCACGCCCCACCCCACCCUCUACCCUGCCAGCCCUCCUACCCUCACCAGCAGGCAGGCAGGUCACCGGGACCCCAGAGGAGGUGAGGGCUGCCAUCUCAGAUUUGCGGGCGAUACAGAGCCCGAGCAGCUCCCCGGCUGCCCCCACCCUAUCAAUCCCACAGGUCCGGACCCGGACGUAUGCGGAGGUCACCCGUUCUGUCCCUUCUUUUAUCCCCCCCACUACUCAUCCAGGCCCGUCACUCCCGUCCCCGAUGGAGACAGACCUGGUUCCGAGGCCGUGUCGCUCGCACCUAGACGUGGUGGCGCCUCCCCCCGUUCAGCCCGUUGCCGACACACAACCCGUGGCGCAGGAGGGCACCGGCUUUAGGGAUGAGACAUCUGCCCCUGCCCAGACCCCCCCGCCUGGGGUAGCAGAGCCGCCACUUGGACCGCACCCCGCCGAGGGACAGGGGCACACCACGGCGCACACUUCAGGCUCACCUCCACGUCCCCCCUCCCUAGCUUCGGGACCGGUACCGCCACGAGGCCCGGCCCCAUCCUGUGGGGCACCACCUCUUUCUUCUCAGACACCCCCCAGGCAUGGGGCCGGUGAGUCCUCUCCUCCCCUUAUCCCAGGCGAUCCUCUUGCAGCUCAGGCCACCCAUGGGGCCCCCUCUACAGCCAGUUCCGACGCCACGGCCCCGAUCGGCCCCACCGACACGGCGACAUCACCCGACCAGGUCGUGAGAUGCCCCACCUGCAGGAGCUCUCUCGCGAACCGACGUGCCCUUCAGCACCACACGCCCUUCUGCCAUCCUGCGGACGCGGCUCGUAGGGCACAGGCCCUCCACGACACCUCAUCUGUCCUCCCAUCCCUCUCGGAGCCACAAGGGACGAGGACGCAUUUCACAGAUGCACAGUGGCAAACGCUGGAAUCCUUCGAUUGGACGGAGUAUUUCUCGCCAGAGCGCACCCACGCCCGCCCUCUCCGACGCAUUCCUGCUAGGGUCCGCGGAGGAUAUCUUGACGUCCUCUGCACGAUCUUGGCCCGUGUAUCCCAGGAUCCCGAGGCUCCGGGCCCUACCUUCCUCCUCGCCACUGCACCCACACUUCUCCUCACGCAGGCGACCCCGCCAGACCGCUCGCACACGACUGCCAUCGCAGCACGGGUCUCCCGCUUCAUGCGAGGUGAGUGGACUGAGCUACUCUCUGAGGCCCUGAUCCGUCGCACCCCCCUCCCUCGACGCACAUCCCGGCGCGCACGUCCCGUCACCGCCCAGUCCACCGCAGAUGAGCGUCGCAUCGCACGUUGCCUCCGUCUGGCAGCGUGCAAUGAGACCUCACGGGCCUGCGCGGCUCUUGAGUCCGCGGAGGCCACCCCAGAUACACAGGGGACAACACAGCGCCUACAGUCGAACCACCCCAACGCGGAGAGGCCAACCCCAGUUUGGCUGUCGGACUACCAGGGGACUGCUCUCGUGCUCUCGACGGAUCACCUAUGUCGCGCCAUCUUCACAGCUCCGCGUGGCUUCUCGGGGGGACCGUCUGGCGUCCCGGAUCGUCUCGAGAAGAUGGGGCGGGUGCUACCUUGGCUUCCGAGGUUGCGCCAGCCCCAGACAGCUGCUCGCCUUCUUUCGGCAUGUGUCAGCACUCGCCCGCAGUACCUGUCGAGGACUGUCCCUCCCUCACCCGCAGUGCUCUCCAGCUUCGCACGCUGGGACGCACACCUGGGAGAGACUUUUCAGCAGCUUUUAGCGUCAGGGACAUGGGCAUGCCGCGAGGACGUCAAAGAUGCCGCCAGCGACCAGAUCUUCCUCCCCAUCCGCCUUGGGGGUUUCGGCAUUCGUCGCAUGGAGCGCAUUGCCCCGAGCUUUGCUUCCGGUGAGACAGAGCAGAUCAACCCAUCCCUACGGACGACGCUGGAGGGCCUUCCACCUGACAUCCUCUCUCUCCUCCCACCCUGGCCCUCUUGUGCCUCUGCUUCCCCCGAUUCCCUUUUUGCAGGAGCGAGGCGCCUUCUGGAGGCGCAUGCCUUGGAGGUCGGGGCUGAGGCGGGACUGCCGGGCGGCGGGGCACAGUGGGGACAGCAUCAGCUGCGGGGUCGGGUGGCGCGAGGGGCAGGUGGGCAGAGGGGACGGCAGGGGGUGCAGACCAGCCAGGGCGGAGAGGGAGGACAGCAGAGGCAGCAGCAGGAGAGCCCGCACAGGUCGCAGGCUCAGGGCACCGCGCCUCAGGGUGUGGGCUCGGGGGUGGGGCAGGGACGAGAGCAGCAGAGAGCGGACGGGGGUACAGGGGGGGCGGGGAGAUUGGGAGGGGAGGUUCAGGGAGUGAGAGAGGCUGCAGGGGAUCGAGCAGGGAGGUUGGGAGGUUUGGGGGAGGGUAGAGAGGGGGAGGGGAGAGGACAGGUGGGUGGAGGAGAGGAUAGGGGGAGAGAGACGACAGGAGAGGAGGCACCGAGGGACCAGACAGGGCAGCAGCCAGCGCAGCAGCAGGGACCAGCCGGACGCACAGGCCGUACAGGCACCUCCUCCCGCAUCCCAGACCUCACCUGCCGCGACGUCGGGCAGACUUUGAUGGUUCUUGUGGAUGUCUCCAUAGCGGACCCACAGCGGGAGGGGAACGUGCAGCUGGGACGGGCGACCCCCACACAGAUUGGAGUGGCAGCAGCUAGGCGGGUGCAGGAGAAGCUGCGUCACUGGGGGCCGCACUUAGAGGGGUUGCAGCCGGCACCACACUUUUACGCGUGCGUGGCUGAGACCUUUGGCCUACUGAGCGAGCCGUUGCGUCAGUUCCUGGGGCUCUGCGCGAAGAGGAUAGCACAGCGGAGGGAUUGGGGAGGAGGGGAUGAUGGAUCAGCACGGAUAUUUGAGACAGGACUCACUACACGUCUCUCCGUGGCACUGCAGCGCGCGCAGGCUCGAUGCAUCUUACAGCAUGCGUCACACCCCCUGCCCCCUCAUGCCAUCCGCUCCCCCCGCCCCUACCCUCCGCGUGCCCGCUCCCUCGCCGCCUCUUUUGACCCUCCCUGCCCCCCUCGCCGUUACCCACCGCUCGCCAUUCGCUCCUCCCCGCCCGUGCCCUCCCCUCGUUUACCUUCGCCUCCCCCCUCCCCUCCUCUGCUGCACGCCUCUUCCUUCCCCUCGCUAACCCACUCCACUCCCUGCCCCUCCUCAAUCCGCACCCUGCCCCUCGUUUCUCGCCCCCCUAUGCUUGGUUUCUCCCCUCCCUGCCCCUCGCCGCCUUUCUCCGCUCCCCACCUCCCCCCUCUCCCUGCCCCCCCACUCUCCUCCACUUGCCCUUGGCUUCCCACCUCCCUGCCCCACCUUUCCCCCCUUCGUGUGCUCAGCUUCUCCCCUCCCUGCCUCUCCCUCCUCCCCGCCCUGCCCCUCAUUUUCCGCCCCCCCACGCCCGGUUUCUCCCCUCCCUGCACCUCCCUUUCUUUCUCCGUGCCUCUCCUUUGCUCCCUCCCUGCCCCCGCCUGCCCAUGCCCCUGUCUUUGGUUUCUCCCCUCCCUGCCCCACGUUUCUUCCCUCCCUGAGAUCACCUUGUACCCCCUCUGCCCCUCCCUUGUUCUCCCCGCACCCAUUGCUUCUCCCCUCCCUGCCCUUGAUUUCCCGCACCCCUGCCCUUGUUUCCUACCAUCCAUGCCCCUCGUUUCCCCUCUUUGUACGUUCACCCUCUUCCCUCCCUGCCCCUCCCUUCCUCCCCCCCUGCCCUUUGCUUUCCCCUCCCCCUGCCCGUUGCUGCCCCUCCCCUUGCCCCCUCAACUCCCCUGCCCCCCGUACACCCCACUCCCGUCCAACCGCCCCCACCCUCCCCCGGCUGCCCGUUUCCGCUCUCCACCCCCGCGACCGUGUGCGGCUUCCAACCGCCCAACGGUGGUGCGCACGGGGCGUUUCUUCGCGCGGGCAAGCCUCCCCGGGGGCCCCCCACCCCGCUGA
This is a messenger RNA of Closterium sp. Naga37s-1, 7099 nucleotides long. NCBI's taxonomy places the organism in Eukaryota, Viridiplantae, Streptophyta, Zygnematophyceae, Desmidiales, Closteriaceae. The record is from the annotation of a GenBank genome assembly.